AUGCAUAUCAAGGAAAAGCUGGCCCAUUCGGAGGCCUCUGGCCGCCCAAGUAUAUCCUUUGAGUUCUUCCCACCCAAAACCGCUCAGGGUGUACAGAAUCUGUACGACCGCAUGGACCGCAUGCAUGGGCUUGGACCUGCGUUCAUAGACAUAACUUGGGGAGCUGGAGGUCGGUUAUCUGACUUGACAUGCGAAAUGGUCAAUACCUCACAGUCUGUCUAUGGCCUUGAAACAUGUAUGCACCUGACUUGUACCGAUAUGCCACGUGAAAAAGUCGAUUCGGCCUUGCAGUCUGCGUUUAAGGCUGGCUGCACCAACAUUUUGGCGCUUCGUGGUGAUCCUCCCCGAGAAAAAGAGUCUUGGGCUCCUACAGAGGGUGGAUUCCGCUAUGCGAAGGAUCUUGUGAAAUAUAUUCGGGAGAAAUAUGGGAAUCAUUUUGAUAUUGGAGUCGCAGGUUAUCCAGAGGGGUGCGAAGACCAAGAGGACCCCGUGAUUUUGAUGGCGCAUUUAAAGGAGAAAGUCGAGGCUGGUGGCACUUUUAUCAUCACACAAAUGUUCUACGACGCUGACAUUUUUAUCGAUUGGGUCCGGAGGUGCCGAGAAAACGGCAUCAAGGUUCCCAUUCUGCCCGGAAUCAUGCCUAUCUCUACUUAUGCGUCAUUCCUAAGAAGAUCUAAUUGGGUCAAGUGCCAUGUUCCACCUUCAUGGAUGGAAGCACUGGAGCCUGUCAAAAAUGACGACGCUGCCGUGAAACAGGUUGGAAAAAGGCUCAUUGCCGAUAUGUGCAAAAAGCUUAUCGAAUCUGGAAUCUAUCACCUGCAUUUUUACACAAUGAAUCUCGCACAAGCCACAAUGAUGGUUCUUGAGGAGCUGAAUUUAGCCCCAUCAAACGAAACACCGCUGCAGAAACCUCUCCCUUGGCGUCAAUCGUUGGGCCUCGGUCGACGAGAGGAAGAUGUUCGUCCAAUUUUCUGGAGACAUCGGCAUCAAUCAUAUGUUGCUCGUACCCAAAUUUGGGACGAAUUUCCCAACGGCCGUUGGACCGAUUCACGGUCUCCUGCAUUUGGUGAACUUGAUGCCUACGGCAUUGGCCUAAAGGGGUCCAAUGAACAGAAUAUUCAGCUUUGGGGGCAACCAAAAUCUAUCAGAGAUUUAUCUGACAUUUUCAUUCGAUUCCUGGAAAACAAACUUGACAGACUGCCCUGGAGUGAGGGCUCUGUCACAGACGAAACGGACGUCAUUAAGGCAGAUCUAAUUGAUCUUAAUAACAGAGGAUUUCUCACCAUCAACUCUCAGCCAGCUGUCAAUGGUUCACCAUCGUCGCACCCUGUAUAUGGAUGGGGGCCUAAGAACGGUUACGUUUAUCAAAAGGCAUACCUUGAGCUGCUUAUUCAUCCAGAGUUGAUUGAAGAAGUAAUCUCGCGUAUUGGAAUGAACGAAGAUCUUACCUACUAUGCAAUCAACAAAAAGGGGGAACUAAGGACUAAUACCAGUGAUAGUCCAAACGCCGUGACUUGGGGUAUUUUUGCCUCCAAGGAGGUCAUUCAACCUACUAUUGUCGAGACCGUCAGUUUUCUCGCAUGGAAAGAUGAGGCGUAUCGUCUUGGUGAUGAUUGGGCGAAAUGCCAUAGCGCCAGUAGCCCAAGCAGACAGUUAAUUCAGGGUGUCAUGGAUGAGUGGUACCUUAUUAAUAUUGUUAACAACGAUUUCCACAAAACACACGAUAUCUUUAAUCUAUUUAGUGAUCUUGUUGUAGACGGUCUUGACGUCGAGGCAACGGGAAGCACGGAGCCUGUCAGCCAAUCGCCCAAUGAAAGCCCAGAGCAAUCCCAAGAUACCGACUUUGGGCAGACGAAGGAGAUCCCCACGAUAGCUAGUGGGAGUUCCAACUAA
This is a messenger RNA of Ophidiomyces ophidiicola, 1893 nucleotides long. It is a transcript of the gene MET13, whose product is annotated as methylenetetrahydrofolate reductase (NAD(P)H) met13. Gene Ontology annotation, molecular function: FAD binding; methylenetetrahydrofolate reductase [NAD(P)H] activity. The transcript has 3 exons. NCBI's taxonomy places the organism in Eukaryota, Fungi, Ascomycota, Eurotiomycetes, Onygenales, Onygenaceae. Gene Ontology annotation, cellular component: cytosol. The record is from RefSeq and is a predicted model, not a curated record. The coding region runs from base 1 to 1893 and encodes 630 amino acids. Gene Ontology annotation, biological process: tetrahydrofolate interconversion.